UGGUCCUUGAUCGACUUGCAUGCGUGUGUGUGAGCGUAUGUAGGGGUGCGCGUGUGUGUAUGUGUGUAAGGCUGCGUGAAGAGCAAAUCGAGAUACAGUAGUAACCCAGAGUGAGGUGGCAGUCUUAUUCCACAUCGACCUGUCCAUGCACACAUCUUUAUCUGAGUCCAUAUCUGUUCGGAGUGGACGAGAAGCGGUUCGGCAUGGCUUCAGAACGUGGCUGUGGACAAUCUGGGAUCUGAUCUGAUCUGUUCUUUGUGUGGAGACUGGCUGCACAAGGCGUUCAUUUCUGAGUGUAUUUCUGCUCUGCUGGGACUUCGCUGGGGUUGAAUAGCAACAAAGGACGGGAGCGCGCAUUCAUGGGACGCGACUUUGACAGCUCUCCGUCUGUUCUCGUAUAACUUUAUCAGCAGUCAGCAAGGGGCCAGAUUGUGUCUGGAGCCGGAGAUAAUGGCCGAGGCUCCGCUCCCCGACACGCUCCCGGACUUGGACGUGGUCAUUGACCCGGACUUUGAGCCCCAGAAGCGGCCCCGGUCUUGCACCUGGCCGCUGCCGCGACCGGACUCCAGCGCGGUGAAACCGGAGAGCACCGAGGCGGAUAUCAUACCCGAGGAGGAGGAUGACGAGGAGGACAGCGCAACCCCCACGGCAAUCACUGUCAAUGGCUCCGCUGCGGCGACGGAGGACCAGAGCAGUAACAGCCCCAUUACCGACGGUGCGUUCCCCUCCCCCGGCCAUGACAGCGGAGGCUCCCCGCUCUCCACGCACUCACCGACGGCCACCUCCGGCGCCCUGACUCCGAGCGGCUUGCCUGCAGCGCAGACCCCGAGGAAGGCAUCAUCCCGCCGUAACGCCUGGGGCAACCUCUCCUACGCCGACCUGAUCACCAAAGCCAUCGAGAGCUCACCAGAGAAGAGACUGACUCUGUCCCAGAUCUAUGACUGGAUGGUGAGAUCCAUCCCCUACUUUAAGGACAAAGGCGACAGCAACAGCUCUGCAGGAUGGAAGAACUCCAUCCGGCACAACCUAUCUCUCCACAGUCGUUUCAUCCGUGUCCAGAAUGAAGGGACAGGAAAGAGUUCGUGGUGGAUGAUCAACCCAGAGGGAGGAAAAGGAGGCAAGGCUCCACGGCGCCGGGCCGUCUCCAUGGAUAACAGCAACAAGUACACCAAGUCUGCUCGUGGCCGUGCUGCUGCUAAGAAGAAGGCGGCCCUGCAGGCUGUGGCUGCUGCAGCUGGGGAAGGCGGUGGAGACAGUCCUACAGGUCCCUCUAAGUGGCCGGGAAGCCCGACGUCACGCAGCAGCGAGGAGCUGGAUGCUUGGACAGACUUCCGCUCCCGAACAAACUCUAAUGCCAGCACGCUCAGCGGCCGCCUCUCGCCAAUUUUAGCGAAUCCUGAGCUAGACGAGGUGGCUGACGAUGAGCCUCCUCUCUCACCGAUGAUCUACUCCAGUCCUGGCAGGGCGUUGUCUCCAGGAAACACCAAUGGGAAGGCUGUGCCCACUGAGCUGCCUCGUCUGGCAGAUCUGGCAAAUACAAUGAAUCUAAAUGAUGGAAUCACACAAGAUCUGAUGGAUGAUUUUCUGGAUAACAUCAAGCUUGUACCAACCACCUGCAGCCAAGCCAUGCAGAAUGGUUCCUCAGGGUUUAGUUUUGGGUCCAAACCCAACGGGAUAGGGUCACCUUCUUCCACUUCAUCUCCAUCCUCUAACAACUCCUCUAAUGGAGGAGGUAAUAGCUACAGUAACUCCAUCUUUAGCCCUUACACAGCAGGCUCCUCCCUACGUCCAUCUCCCAUGCAAACCAUCCAGGAGAAUAAGCAAACUUCAUUUUCCACAACUGGCAUGUCUCACUUUGGCAGCCAUACACUACAAGAUCUUCUUAACUCUGACAGCCACAAUCAUAGUGAUGUCAUGAUGACCCAGUCUGACCCCUUAAUGUCACAGGCCAGUGCUGUUGCCAUCAUUUCCCAGAACUCUCGUCGAAAUGUUAUGGUCCGUAAUGAUCCUGUUAUGACUUUUGGGACCACCGGUGGACUCCAGAGUAGCCAUAGGGAGACGCUCCAAACUAACAACCACAACCAGAGUACCGUGAGGUCUUUGAACGGAGAUCUGAACCUUGCCAACGAGGCAAACACUUUGGCUAAUGUCAAACAGCAACUUCUACUGUCACCAAUUGGUGGAAAUGGAACAUCCUCCAUGCAAAUUGACACCUCCAUCUUUCUAAAUGGUACAGCAAGCAGCAGCGGCGGGUGUCAGGACCGCUUCCCAACAGACUUGGACCUGGACAUGUUCAACAGUGGCAGCUUGGAUUGUGACAUGGAGUCCAUCAUUAGGAAUGAUCUGAUGGAUGCUGAUGGUCUGGAUUUUAAUUUUGAGUCACUGGCCAACAUGAAUGGAGUCAGCAACUUCACAAGCACCAAGCACAGCUGGGUGCCUGGUUGAGACAGAAGAAGAGAAGGUCUGACUUACAUGGUGCAAGAGGAGAUCAGACAGAACCUCCCCUUUUUGCCAAACCAGCCAUCAGCACAAUGUAAAAUACAAACCCUGUGUUUACAGAAGCAGACUUCCUCUCACGAGCUUUACCUUCGCUCCCACACUGGUGAAGCAUGAACCACCUGACUGACUUUAAAGAUGCUGCACAUCAGCCCACAAAUCCUCCUGUGAAAGAAAAAAGCAUUGUAAAAAAACACAAUCACAACAAGCUUACUAAAAAACAUGAAGUUAUGCAAUUUUUCUUUGAUGCCCAGUCAGCAGACACUGCUUUUCAGAAUUAUCUUCAGGUGGAAUUAAAGGACUAAAGGUUAGGUGAAGACAUAAGAGAUCAUGCUGCAGUUGUUCCCACUAAAGACAAAAAAAUAAAAGUCAAGACAGGACGUGGGAUGUUUUACGUUUUAAAAAAUCCAUCUAUUCUUAGUUAUUUUAUCUGUUCACUGUUUGUUUGUUUUUUUGGUGUUAUUCUGUUUUAUCAAAGAUGUUUCUGGAUCGAUCAUGUCUGUAUAAAAAAAACAUAGUUGGUGUGUUGGUGAAAUGAAGAGAAUUGGAGGGACUUGCUGAGUGGUUGUGCACACACUUUUUGAAGGCACUCACACAGACAAACUGACACUUUGCGAAGACCUCAGAAACCUUCGAAGUUGAAAUUCCUUAAAGUUUUUGCCAUGCACUUACUGUUUUUGCUUGAAUUUAAAUAACUUUAGCAUAAUAAUCAGCUAAAACUUGCAUCAUAUGUUUCAUCCUGUGUACACCAAAGUGUACAUAAAGAAGGAGAAAAGUUGUUGUAAAAGCUUCUGGGGAGCUCUGUUGGGCUAGUUUAUUGCACCCCAAGAUGUAGCCAAAAGUUGUGAACAUUUCCACACCACUAUAGGUGCUAUAUGAACAGUGUUGAGUCCUGUCCGGAAAGGAAAAUGCGCCUGUUGUUUUACCUGCUUUUUGAUUGGUUCUACUUUAUCCUCGACUGGCGGGAUCCCAGAGCUGCAGCCACAUGUAGCGCAGCCAGAACGAAAAUCACAGAAAGAUUUUUUUUUUUUUUUAGACUCAUUCCUCUAGAAACCACUUGGUUCUUGAGUAAAAAAGACAAUAAGCUAUUUCUGUAUAUUGCCAAAUUCACUUGAAACAAACAGUAGGGUAUGCUGGCAGCCAAAUCGCACGUGCACACACACACUCACACACAUAUAUAUUUUACAUAUACAGAAAAAUCUAUAAGCAGGGAUCUGUGUUAAAGCUCUUCUCAUCAAGCAGAUUGCAGGGCUGGUUAUGCAUACACACAAUCACUCAGGGGGGAAAGGGAGGCUUUCCAGUCACAUUGUAAUGGUAUUACUUUUAAAAUUUCUUGAUAAUAAAACCUAAUACUCUGUGCUUGUGAACUUGUAACCUGUGAACUUUUGGUCGUUGAGAUGAAGCGUAGAAGGGAGGAUAAAUGUCAGGAUUAUUAAGUCACGCAUGUCUUGUUAUUUUAUCCUUACUUUUUGUUUGUUCUUUGCAGUUUUUCCUCCUCCUGUUGAACUCAUAGACACACACACACACACACCUCCUUAUGGACACGCCUGGUGCUCCUGCAGGUGAUUUCUUGUAUCUCCCGACUUACGUGUCAAUUUCGUGUGUGCGUUUAUUUACCGUGUCGAUUUCAGUUGGAUUAUUCUCACAAGGAUGUGUAAUAUCUCGUGGUGCAUACAGCACUGUUGGACUGUAUGCAUGUACGUCUUUAUGCAUCAUGGGUUGUGUGACAAAUGCAUAUAAUACUCGCUGUUUUGUCCUUAUAUACUCAUUUUAGUACUUGAUCCUUGGGUUUUUGUGAUACCUCUGUAGUUGAAGAAACAUGGAACAACGUUACGCGCCGGAUAAGUGGGAACACUGUUACCAGCGAUUUAACUGUUGAACCUUUUUCUUUUUCUUUCUUUAAAUGGUCGGAAGCGCCAUUGUUGUAGCAUCUGGAAACCGUGAUACCCCUUUCCUGUUUCGGGGUAGUGACAUGAAGUGUAUUCCUUGCUGUGUAUAAUAGUGUACAGAUUUGUGUAUAUCAUUUUGAAGCAGACGUGUCGGUGUGCAUGGUUGGCUAAAAGAGCGGCUGUGCAAUCUGAGGUUUUAGUGCAUGGUUUAGCUUGACCCUUCCAGAUGUUCCGUCCCUUUAAGAAUCAUAAUCCGCCGUUGAAUCCUAUGUUUUUGCACCCAAACACACUUUCUGUGGCAUAAAAAUUAAGACUUACCUAGGAACCCUUGCAUCAUCUUAUCAUUUAAUAUGUUUAUAGCUAAGGUUGCUCUCUUAAAGUGUACACUCCCCUGUUAGACUGGCAAGUUUUUGUGAUGUAAAAAAUUACACCAUGAUAAAUCAUUUCUAAACCUUUUCCACAUAUAAUGUGAUAUUCAUUCAGAUUAGAAACUACAAUAACCCAGUGACAUAAACAAAUAUUUUUGCUAAAACUUGAUUCCGCAACAUUUAUCUAAUGUGUAUUGGAAAAUGUCUAUAAAAUCUCUCUGGUCUCCUGUCUUCAAUAGUAAUUUUUCAUUUGAAUUGCACAGGAAACAUGGAACAUUAUAUAUAUGGAAAUAAGUUACAUGAUUUUUAAAGGCCCAGUUUAUUUAUAUCACAAAACACUGAUGUAUCACACCACUUCUGACAGCCACUGUACAUGCAUAUACUCUUACAUGCAUGUCCAGGAUGAGCCUCCCUGGAUAUUUCUUAACAUCCUGCCUUGUGCUCACACUUAUCAGCUCUUUAGAGCUUUAAUGUACUAAAAGAUGGAAUACUUUUAGUACAUUAAAAGUAUUCCAUCUUUAAUGUAACACUACCAUUUGUCUUUGCAGGGAGAAAGUAGAUUGCCGGCUAAUGAUUCAAAAUUCAUCUGCACAGAUUGACACUGACAAGGUAGAUCUCGGGAACGCUCUAAUCCUUUCUUGUGUAAAGAUAGGUUAUUGAUCCCAGAUUAACUGCAACUCUCAAUCCAGAACAAGGUGUUCCUGAUAUUUUUUUUACAGUGGAGCUGUAAAAAAAAUAUCACACAGUUGUUUGAGUCAUUCAAGUGCAGUGUUCAGUUUGCAUAAUAAUGUCACAUCAUCUGCUGGAAUAAAACGAAUAUGGCACAAUAUUACCACUAGAUACCUUAACGACCUCUGGAACAUCAAACACGUCAUCAAAUAUAUUCAUCAUUGUCUCUUAGUAAGAAGCCCAGGACAGCUUCUUGUUUUCACACACACCUCUGAAUUUUGCCCUUUAUUAAUAUUGCUUCUUCUCAACUCAAUGUUAGUGGCUAUUUUACCUGUGUAUCCCCCUUUUUUUAAUUGUAAUCUAGUUUGUAUAAGAAAUGGUGCGCAUGUAAAUAAAGCUUGGUGAGGCUCCA
Messenger RNA from Xiphophorus maculatus (southern platyfish), 5834 nucleotides. RefSeq names its product forkhead box O3 (gene foxo3b). The record is from RefSeq and is a predicted model, not a curated record. Gene Ontology annotation, biological process: regulation of transcription by RNA polymerase II. Gene Ontology annotation, cellular component: nucleus; mitochondrial matrix. Bases 451 to 2445 code for a protein of 664 amino acids. Lineage: Eukaryota; Metazoa; Chordata; Actinopteri; Cyprinodontiformes; Poeciliidae. Gene Ontology annotation, molecular function: DNA-binding transcription factor activity, RNA polymerase II-specific; RNA polymerase II cis-regulatory region sequence-specific DNA binding. The transcript has 4 exons.